Molecule: messenger RNA, 1293 nt
Organism: Cuculus canorus (common cuckoo)
Lineage: Eukaryota; Metazoa; Chordata; Aves; Cuculiformes; Cuculidae
Gene: PIP4K2C
Product: phosphatidylinositol-5-phosphate 4-kinase type 2 gamma
Exons: 10
Coding region: 23-1243 (406 amino acids)
Biological process (GO): phosphatidylinositol metabolic process
Molecular function (GO): phosphatidylinositol kinase activity
Source: RefSeq, a predicted model, not a curated record
CCGGGCGGAAGUGGCGGCGGCCAUGGCGGCGGCGGCGGGCGCGGGUCCCGCGGUGCCGCGGGCGCAGACGAAGACGAAGCAGAAGCAGAAGCGGUUCGUACCGCAGCGGCUGAAGGUGCCCCGAGCGGCAGAUCCGCUGCUCGCAGUGCUCGGCUGGGGCGUCACACACCAGAUUAACGAGCUCAGCCAGGUCCCGCUGCCCGUUAUGCUCCUUCCCGAUGACUUCAAAGCCAACUCCAAGAUCAAAGUCAACAACCACCUCUUCAACCGGGAGAACCUUCCCAACCACUUCAAGUUCAAGGAAUACUGUCCUCAAGUCUUCCGCAACCUCCGCGAGCGCUUUGGCGUCGACGACCAGGACUACCAGGUGUCUUUAACGCGGAGUCCCCCCCAGUGGGAACCCAACGGGCGGCGCUUCCUCCUCUCCUCCGACCGAACGCUGGUGGUGAAGGAGCUUUCGAGCGAGGACGUGGCCGACGUUCACGGUUUGCUUUCCCAUUAUCACCAGUACGUGGUGCAAUGUCACGGCAGUACGUUGCUGCCGCGAUUCCUCGGCAUGUACCGCCUCAGCGUGGAGAGCGAGGACACCUACCUGCUCGUCAUGAGGAACCUCUUCAGCCACCGCCUGCCCGUCCAUCGCAAGUACGACCUCAAGGGCUCUUUGGUGUCGCGAGAGGCGAGUGACAAAGAGAAGGGCAAAGAUCUCCCCACUUUGAAGGACGUGGAUUUCCUCACCAGAGCGGAGAAGGUUUACGUCGAUCCCGAAGACCAAAGGGACUUCAUGGAGAAACUCAAACGCGACGUUGAGUUCUUGGUGCAGUUGAAGAUGAUGGAUUAUAGUCUUCUUCUGGGGAUCCACGAAGUGGAUCGAGCGGAAGAGGAAGAGGAAAUAGAGGAAGAGGAAAUAGGGGGGGGGGAAGAAGGGGGGUUUUCAGUCUUGGGGGGUACUUUUGGGACCCCCCCGGAAGGAAUCGGUUCUUCCUUUAAUUCCCAUCGCCUCCUCGGACGCGGCGAUUUCGACCCUUGCGUUGACGUCUACGCUUUGCGAUGCGCCGAAAGUGCCCCCCGGAAAGAGGUGUAUUUUAUGGGGCUCAUUGAUGUCCUCACGCAAUACGACGCUCGGAAGAAGGCGGCGCACGCGGCCAAGACGGUCAAACAUGGGGCCGGAGCGGAGAUCUCUACAGUUCAUCCCGAACAAUACGCAAAGCGCUUCCUCGACUUCAUCACCAACAUCUUUGCCUGAGGGGGGGGCGUAGGGGCCCCCCCGGACCAAAGUUGGGGGGGACCCCCCCC